AAACGACCGUCCGGCAAUUCCGAAAGCUUCGAUAUUCGCCGACCUUCAAUUGGCUUCCACCUACCCGAGGGACUUGACAUGUGCCCGGCCUCUUGAUAUUUCAUCCAGCGUCCGCUUCUUCGAUUGCGCCUUCUAGCAUUCCAGGACGAGCGUCGGAGCUCCGUUACAUCGACUUUCCUCCUCCCCACGUCAGCCUCCCACACCACACCCCGACAAACGCCCACCAUGGACUACGUCGGUGCGCGCAUGGCCAAGGAGGCACACAAGGCCGCAACCGAGCCUGCCCCUCCCACCGGCAUCGUCACCCCGCUCAACCUCCUCGUCCUCGCCGUCAUCGCCUACACCGUCUACGUCAUCCUCCGCCCGUCGGCGCCGCCCGUGAUGCCGCGCGAGGCGCCCCCGACCGUCUUCCGCACCUUCACGCCGCGCACGCUGAUCGAGAACAACGGCGAGGGCGCCCGGCCUGUCUACCUGGCCGUGCGCGGCCGCGUCUUCGACGUGACGGCCGGCCGCAACUUCUACGGCCCCGGCGGGCCCUACGCCAACUUUGCUGGCCGCGACGCCUCGCGCGGCCUGGCCAACCACAGCUUCGACGAGGACAUGCUCACAAAGGACCUCGACGGGCCCCUCGACGCCCUCGAGGGCCUCGGCCCCGACCAGCUCGACGCCCUGCGCGAGUGGGAGGAGCGCUUCGAGAGCAAGUACCUCGUCGUCGGGCGGCUCGUCGCUGUCGGCGACGAGAAGGCAAAGGCCUGAGGGGUUCCGAGAUAUGCACAAGGUGGGAGGGUAGGCUGAGCAGAGAAGAGCCCACGAAAGAGACGUGAUGCUCGUAGCGAGUGUCUCUGUGAUUACUUGAUGUUGAUGCUCGGGAUUUUGAUAGACAAGAUGGUCGUUUGUUUCGUCUCCUUCGCUAUCCUCUUAACACCUACUCGACACGACGCACCACUUUUUGAGAUAACCCUGUUUCUGGUUAUCCUGCAAGUUUAAAAACAUCUCUGCCACAUGGAUACGGGAAACAUUGAAAGGUCACAAUCUGUCCUCAAACUCGAGCAUGUCGUCGUCCUCGCCUCUUGAAUCGAGCGUCUCCAUCUCGACGAUGGCUGAUCCAUGCCCCCGAAAGACGCCUUCCAGGGUUGCCGUUCCCUCCGGGCUUGUAGCCAUGAACUUCACGG
This is a messenger RNA of Gaeumannomyces tritici R3-111a-1, 1172 nucleotides long. Its product is annotated as membrane-associated progesterone receptor component 1. The record is from RefSeq and is a predicted model, not a curated record. Bases 226 to 756 code for a protein of 176 amino acids. Lineage: Eukaryota; Fungi; Ascomycota; Sordariomycetes; Magnaporthales; Magnaporthaceae. Gene Ontology annotation, cellular component: membrane; endomembrane system. The transcript is spliced from 2 exons.